AGGCCUUCAAAACAGAUAUACUUAUAGAGUUAUACAGACAUAGUAAAUGAGAUAAGCAUAUAGUUUUUUUAAAUAAGUUGUUUUACUUGUUAGUUCUGUGUGGGAAGAACAUAAACAAGGGAGAAGUGGAGAUGGAGUCCUUUUGUACCCUAUUUGUUUUAUUGCUGCUGUGCUUGACAGAACUUGUGAUAACCCAGCACGCUCUCACAACAGAAUCACUGGAUGUAGGGAUUGGUGAUGUGGUACAGGUCACUGGAGAAGUAGGUGCUAAUACAACUGAGACGAAAAAAGGGGAGGCAGAGCCAUUUUACCUUGUGACAACAGAGGAGGGAACUGAAGAUCUGGAGCAAUCCUGGGAAAAUGAACUCUUACAGGCCCUGGAAAAAACUGAAUAUGACAAACUGGGAGCAGAAUGUAUAACCAUUGAAAUGUGCAAUGAUGGGAAAAUUAAGAGAACAAGAGUGAUAACAAAAGGAGACACCACAACAACAGUUACUGAAGUCAUGGAAAAUGGCAUAACAACUAUUACAACAAGGGUGAGCAGAGGAGGGAAAAGCACAAGUAGUGUAAUCACCAAAAACAGUGAGAAAAAAAUAAUUCCUCAAAUUGGAACAGAGGCAGAAAUUGUAAAAAUCGAAGACAUCACGGAGGAACUCCAAAAGGAUGGCUCAGUGAUAGAAACGAAAAGAAUCUUGAAAGACGGAAAAGCAAAAGUCUCUAAAGAAACAAAAAGCAAGCUACCAAUGUAUGGAAAAAUCAUGACUCGUGUAAAAAAAAUGACAGCUAAAAAGACAGAUGGAACAAUAAUCACAACGGUAAUAAAAACUGAAGUCUCAAAGGAUGGCACAGUUGUGACAAACCAAGAUAGCAAGGUCGUAGAAACUGUGCUAACAAUGGAGAGCAGUAGAGAGGAUGGCACCAGAGUUGUAGAACAGUUUACCACGAAAGAUGGUAAAACAACAUUUUCCAAGAAAAUAUUGAGAGGAACACCUAUUCAAGAUAAUGUCACAAUAAAAAAAGACACAAAGAAAACAACAAUUCUACAAAAAGAUGGAAGUAUGCUAAUCACAAUUGUAAUCCAUGAAGGAAGAACAAUUACUAUAAUCACAAAGACUGUGAAAGGGGACAUUACAAACACAAGAACAGAAAUCAAGAAGAAUGAUAAGACUGUUCAAACAUCACAGGAAACCACAAAGAAAUCCACAGUAGUCAACAAAGAUGGAAGCAGUACGACAACCACUGAAACCAGCGAUGGCAAAAAAGUCAUUAAAUUAGUAGAAGUCACCAAAGGCAGUGUUAGUAAAUCCACAAAAAAAGUCUUUGUCGAUGACAAGCCUCUGAAGGAGGAAGAAGAGUCAACAGAGAAAUCCAGUGUAACAGACAAAGACAUUACAACAACAACUACAGUGAUCAAAAAGGGAGAGCACACAAUAACAGUCACCGAAGUCACCAAAGGUAGCAUCACUGCAAGUACAACAAUAAUAAAAAGGGGUACAAAUGUUUUAAAAACUCUCUACUUCACAACAGAAGAAGAAAUGGAAGUUUUGGACGAACCAUCCCAAAUCCUCAGAGGAGCUGAAGGCAAAGAGACUAUUGACAUAUCUCAGCAGGUCAAUGGAGAUGGUACAGUUACCGUGACAACAACAAAAACAACCACUACUAGGGAGGGCAAGAUCACUGUUACUCAGGAAACAGAAAGUGGUGUUGCAACAAAAGACACUAUCUCAAGCACCACAAAGAAAAGUAAAGAGAUCAUGAACGAUGGCAGCACAAGAGAGAUCACUGAGACCACAAGAGGGGAAACAGUUCAAACAGUUCAAAAGGUUACAAAAAGUGGUGAAACAAAAACGACCAUAUUUGUGCAGGAAGGAAAGAAGCCAGAGGAAACAACAGAGGAAAUAGUGGAAAAAAAACCCUCAGUUAACAAAGAUGGUAGCAUCACAAUAACAACAGAAGGCAAAAAGGGAGAUACCAUAACUACCACAACAAAAAAUAUCAAAGGGAGCACCACCAUCAGAACUACAGAAGUAAACAUAGGAAAUAAAGUACUGGAGAAGACAAUUGAUGUUACAGAGACUUCUGCUGUGCUUGAUGAAGAUGGUACAGCUAAAACAACCACAGUGACAAAACAGGGAGAUAGAGAAACCACAGUGACAAAAGUCAUCAAGGGUGGUGUAGAAUAUGAGACAACUGAAGUCAGUAAAGGUGGCAAGCCUGUGGAAAAGGAGUCAACUGAGCAAUCCACUGUGGUAGGAACAGACGGUACCACCACAACAACCACAGUAAUAAAAAAGGGAGACAUCUCAAAAACAGUCACAGAUGUCAUGAAGGGGGAAACCAUGACUACCACAACAGCAGUCUCUGAAGGUGGGGAAAUUACCACCACAGUGAAAAACAAAACCUUGCACACUGAAGAGACUCAAAAAGCAUUUUAUCCUGGUAUUGAAGGCAAAGUUAUAGAAACUGUAAUUACAAUAGAAACAGGCCAGAAGGACGGAUCCAUAAAGGUUGAGGAAGUAACGACCAAAGAUGACAAAACUAUAUUGUCCCAGAAAAUAAUUAGAGGAGAGUCCAGCAAAGGGACCAGUGCUCUUGUGCAUAGGGAGACUAAGAAAUCAACUGUUCUACAACAAGAUGGAAGUAUGCUAAUCACAAUUUUAAUCCGUGAAAGGGAAACAGUCACCAUAAUCAGAAAGGUUACAGAAGGUCACAUUACAACAACCACCACAGAGAUAUGGAUGAACAACAAAAUUGUGCAAACUACAAAGGAAACUACAAAGAAAACAAUUGUGGUAAAUGAAGAUGGGAGCACUACAACAACCACUGAAACUAAUGAUGGGAAAACAGUCACCACAUGGGUUGAAAUCACCAAAGGCGGUGUCAGUAAAAUAAAAAAAACAGUCACAGAAGAAGGAAAGUAA
Molecule: messenger RNA, 2921 nt
Organism: Conger conger (European conger)
Lineage: Eukaryota; Metazoa; Chordata; Actinopteri; Anguilliformes; Congridae
Exons: 4
Coding region: 132-2921 (929 amino acids)
Source: RefSeq, a predicted model, not a curated record